Rhineura floridana is the source of this 4467-nucleotide messenger RNA. RefSeq names its product cholinergic receptor muscarinic 3 (gene CHRM3). Gene Ontology annotation, molecular function: G protein-coupled acetylcholine receptor activity; G protein-coupled serotonin receptor activity. Gene Ontology annotation, cellular component: dendrite; plasma membrane; synapse. Bases 584 to 2383 code for a protein of 599 amino acids. Gene Ontology annotation, biological process: chemical synaptic transmission; regulation of vascular associated smooth muscle contraction; adenylate cyclase-inhibiting G protein-coupled acetylcholine receptor signaling pathway. The record is from RefSeq and is a predicted model, not a curated record. The transcript is spliced from 4 exons. Lineage: Eukaryota; Metazoa; Chordata; Lepidosauria; Squamata; Rhineuridae.
CAGAUAUUGAUAAGCGCACAUGCUUUUGCAUUUGAGAGAGAUCUUUACCAGAAGAAAAGCUACAGCAUUCUUACAACAAGGAUUAAGGCCUACCGACAGUGAAAAUGAUGUUUCAAAGAAAACAACCUCUUCUGCUACUUUGCUUAUUCUGUUAAUUCUGAACAUUGUUUUGCACAUUGGAAGGUCUCCUGCAAAAGUUAUGCUUCCUUGAUUUUCUUGGUGAAAUUCUGCCAUUUGUAUGGAUUCUUCAGCAAAAAAAUGUUAAUUCCACAUUUAUUUGGCCUUUUCAUCUAUGAUGAUCCUCCCCAUGAUCCAUGGUGUGAAAGAAAAUAUCUGGGACCAUCACCAGUUGCUCCAGUCUCCUUCCUCUUGCACUCUGCUGAACUCCUCUAAAUUGGUGCCAUGUUCUGUGGUGGAUCUUUAUGGUAUACAAUGUGUCAUGAAGAGUUCAUGACUUCAGUAAGUUGCCAGACUUCUCUCUCUGUCAAAGAGAAGUGCAAAGGCCUAAGGAGGAUACAACAGGAUUGACCAACUGAAAACAGCAACCUGAGCUUAUUCACAAAGAAUAUGUCAGAACGUCACAAUGGUCCCAUCUAGCAACAGUACAGUCUCCUCCUUGGUUUCAAAUGUGAGCUCCUCCUGGAUUCAAGACUCCCAAAGAAUAGGGCUUCCCAGUGAUGCAUCAUCAUUCACUAGCAGCCAUGGUCCCUCCCAAACAAACGAGAGCUUCUCCUUCACCACUGUGGAUAUGACCAAUGGAUCACAAAUUCCUCCUGAUCCUCUGGGUGGACACACUGUCUGGCAAGUUGUCUUGAUUGCUCUCCUCACUGGCAUAAUUGCCCUGGUGACCAUCAUAGGAAACAUCCUAGUGAUUGUGGCAUUUAAAGUCAAUAAACAGCUGAAAACUGUUAACAAUUAUUUCUUGCUAAGUCUUGCUUGUGCAGAUUUGAUAAUUGGCAUUAUUUCCAUGAACCUUUUCACCACAUAUAUAAUCAUGGACCGCUGGGCUUUGGGAAACUUGGCCUGUGACUUGUGGCUCUCCAUUGACUAUGUAGCUAGCAAUGCCUCAGUCAUGAAUCUGCUGGUCAUAAGUUUUGACAGAUACUUUUCCAUCACUAGGCCACUUACCUACAGAGCAAAACGAACAACCAGAAGGGCUAGGGUGAUGAUUGGCUUAGCUUGGGUCAUCUCAUUUAUCCUUUGGGCCCCUGCUAUUCUGUUCUGGCAGUAUUUUGUUGGGGAAAGAACUGUUGGUGUAAACGAAUGUCACAUCCAGUUCCUAACCGAACCUGUAAUCACUUUUGGCACUGCCAUAGCUGCCUUUUAUUUGCCAGUCACCAUUAUGAGUAUUUUGUACUGGAGAAUAUACAAGGAGACAGAGAAGCGUACCAGAGAAUUAGCAGGACUCCAGGCCUCUGGCAGUGAUGCUGAGGCAGCACACUUUGUCAAUCAAACAGGCAGCUCUAGAAGCUGCAGCAGCUAUGAGCUGCAACAGCAGAACACAAAACGCUCCAACAGAAGAAAAUACAGAGGCUGUCACUUCUGGAUGACAUCAAAGAGCUGGAAACCAAGCCCAGAUCAGGUUGAUCAGGAGCACAGCAGCAGUGACAGUUGGAACAACAAUGAUGGCAAUGUGUCUCUUGAGAACUCUGCCUCGUCUGAUGAAGAUGACAUUGCCUCUGAGACCAGGGCCAUCUAUUCCAUUGUACUGAAGCUUCCAGGGCAUAGCACUAUUCUAAACUCUACAAAACUACCCUCAUCAGAAGACCUGCACGGGUCAGAAGAUGAACUGCAGAAGUUGGACACAGAGUCCAAGGACAGGAAGCCUAAAAACCUGCAUCCACAAAAGAGUAUGGAAGAUGGAAACUUACAGAAGAGCUUUCCUAAGCUUCCAGUUCAACCAGGAUCAGCAAUACAUAUGGGAAAGGCUUCUGAUGACAUUUCAACAGGAUCUAAAGCAACUGCUGCCUUGCCUUUGUCAUUCAAGGAAGCCACCCUGGCCAAGAAGUUUGCCUCAAAGACAAGAAGUCAGAUCACCAAGAGAAAACGAAUGUCACUCAUCAAAGAAAAGAAAGCUGCACAGACACUCAGUGCCAUUUUGUUUGCCUUCAUUAUCACCUGGACCCCAUACAACAUCAUGGUCUUGGUAAAUGCCUUUUGUAAUAAAUGUAUACCCAAAACAUUUUGGAACCUGGGGUACUGGCUUUGCUACAUCAAUAGCACAGUGAACCCUAUGUGCUAUGCAUUAUGUAAUAAAACAUUCAGAACGACUUUCAAGAUGUUACUGCUGUGUCAGUGUGACAAACGUAAACGGCGUAAACAACAGUACCAGCAGAGGCAGUCUGUCAUUUUUCAUAAGAGGAUUCCCCAGGAAGCUUCAUAGAAUAGUAUUUUUUAACAAUGGAAAUAAAUAUUAAAGGGAUUGCAGGAAUGGAAGGGAGGGUGGUUGCCAGAGCCAACUACAAAUAUUUCAUCUUCAAUAUGAGAAAGGAGUCGCCUGGUGUAUGUAUCUAUCUUUUUAAUACUUCCUGUUUAAUGAAACUAUUUAAGCCGUAUUAAGCAAAAACAAACUACUUGCAAAGGUUUUUACUAAGGAACAAUCAGACCUCUGAAGGUUUCCCUAUAAAAGUCCAAGAAGUUGCAGUGCAAUUAUGAAAGCAGUUAGUGAUCUAGCCUACUCUCCAAAUAUAAAUCCAUUCUGGGAUCUCAGGUUAGCAUAUGUAGCUAGCUGAAGUCACAAAUUGGAUGGAUCAAUCAAAACAAAAUGUGUGUGUGCAUUCUAAACAAUAUAUAGGUUGCCCCAAGAUUCCCAUCCUUGCCUCUUUUGGAUGUAAUGUCAAUUAUUGUGGCUCAAGUUAUUAAGGAACCUGUGCAAGAACAUUCCAGGCACUCAGAACCUGCCGUCUGUUUACCAGGAAAUAACAUGCCUGUCAUUCUAGGCACAACCUAACAUGAUUGUCGAAUGUAAGUAACACAAGGGGCCUUGAAAAUCAUUUUUCAGCUUGUGUUUAUUUUUUAUUCAUUUUGGAAUUUUGGCUUCUCCUUGAAGCGGCAAACCCCACAUAAUAAAUAUGUACAAUAAUGUAGAACAUCAGAAGGGCCCUGUUUUAUGAUUGACACAGUUUUACCUAUUGUGCCCCAUCCUGGAAUUGCUUUGUGAUGAAGGGCAGGUUAGAAAUAUUUUUAAAUAAAUAAGGGCACGAACUAUAUCCACGCAUUUCUACAAUGGAAUUUUCAUGUAUAUUUUUCAUAUAGAGAGAUGUAUUUUGAAGAGCUCACAAUCUAUUAACUGGAGAGGUGAAGCAAUAUGCAGGUGAUAGGAUCCUUAUUAAUAUUUAAUUUAACAGAGAAUAUGGAAUACUGGGAACUACAGUCUUCACAGGCUGUACUUCUGCAUCAAAUGUGAAUGUCAGAUGGACCUUCAGCCUGGUUCUCAGACUUGGAUUGUGCUAGUACACCCAGUGUAGCUCUGGGAGCGUCCAGGCUGUUUAGAAGUUCAACAUGGCUUCUUUGCAGAUUAGGGAGUCCCACCCAUUCUGCUGCUUUGGUGGUGGAAAAGAGGGGCCAAGGGGGAGGUUUGUGGGUAGCACCAAGCAGAAGACAUGUGUUUAUUCUGAGGUAUUUGUUCAAGGGUCUAGAGAAGACAAAAAGUCUAUGUAAUAAAGAUAUCACUUCUCUCCAGCUGGCUAUGUCAGGCAGGCUCCUAGUCAGGCUGCACCAGGAGACCUCAGAACCAGUGUCUGUCUCUGUUUUCUGCACAUUUAUAAAGUGUUUUUAGAAAUGGGGAAAAAUAAUUAUGUAUUUAAAGAAACAGACUUGGCACUUUCCAAAAUGCUUGUCAAUUUUGAAAGUUUCUGUUGUUAUUAUUGUUGUUGUUAUUGUUGUUACAACCAGUAGUGGAAACUUCACGUUUGUGCAGUACAAUGUCCCAAAUUAAUGUAAGUAGUCUGCUAUUUUAAAUAGCUAAGCACCUUCUGAGAAAGGCAAAAAAGGGCUUUAAUAUAUAGAGAUGAGAUGUGAGCAGUGAUGAUUCCUGGUAUUUAUAACAUGGUCAGUACCAGAGAUCUUGGACGCAACCCACAGUGCUCUGAUGCAACUCCCAUUCACUCAGUGAUGCUUGCACAGGAGAUGUUCCAAGUGGCUUGUGCCUGUGCUGUUCUUUGUAAAAGUCAAGACUUCCCUGAGGAAAGGACUAUAAUUUAAUGCAUAGUUUAAGAUCAGAUUUAUUUACAUUUUGAAAGGUAAUUUUGUAUAUGAUGCUUUUUGUGGAGGUUCCCCCCUUUCCCCCCCCUUUUUGACCUGAUACUCAGAUUUAACAAGAUUAAAAAUACACCUUCCUUUAUGAAAAGGGGAAUCAGUGUUGUGAACACAGAACUGGUAUAAAAGCUGCUUUUGUAUUCAGUGUGAGAUGGUGUUUACAGACGAUUUUGACAACAGUGGAAGUAUAUUAAAUAGUGUCUGUGUAUU